AUGACGUUUCAAACCAACGUGGAUUGUAUCCAUGAGGUAUUGAAAUUUCUUCGACAUGACACUGAAUCCUUACACUCUUGUCUAUUAGUUAAUAGACUUUGGUGUGAACUAUCCGUUCCUAUCCUAUGGAAAGAUCCCUGGGCACGAUUCUUUAAUAUGCCUUUUUCUAAGCCAUCUUUCACGCAACCAAUAUCACUAAUCAAUACAUAUAUUGCCUCAUUACCGCGAGAAUCGAUAAUAAAACUUGAAAAAAAAGGAUAUAACGUAUCAUCUAUUUCAUCUUCGACAACCUUUAAUUAUCCCAUGUAUUUACGUUGUUUAGAUUUAGAAUUCUUGUAUUGGUUAGUUAUGAAAUGGGUUCAAAACAAGAGCAAACCUGGAUUCCGUCCUCUUAAGAGAGUCGUAAGACGUUUUAAAAAAUUUAGAAAAAAAUUAUAUAACAACAAUUCUAAUACCUUAGAUUCAACUUCGAUGCCACCGCAAGAUAAGAUUCGUUUGGUUUGCUCUGAACUUUUAUCCCUUUUUCUUAAAGAAUCUCCAAAAAUUUAUAUACUCCGAAUUAAUGAUUAUUCAAAGGUGGAUGUUUUUGGUCAAUUGGGGGAAGCUUUAGCAAAUUUAAAUCCAAAGAAUAAUUGUUUAUCUUCAUUAAAAGGAUUGGAAUGUAGAGACAAGCCUGUAAUGGACAAUAUUUUCGAACAUCUUUCACUGUUAACAACGGACAUUACACAAAUUUUAAUCAUGGGUAACUACAACACGAAUACAUUGGCAAAUUUGAUAAGCUCUCAAAAAAAAUUAGAAAAAGUUUGUUUCGAGAACUUUCAUCGCAUGUCACCACAAGAAUAUUGGGAAUCUCCUGGUGUCGGUUAUGAGCUUUCGAAAAAAGCAAAUUUUAUAACUAGUUUACACUUGUUAAAUUCUUGUUCAUUAUUGGCAAAAUUAUCAGAUUUUGUCAAUUUGCAAGAAAUAACUCUUCAAUGUAUCCAUGAACAAUCACAAUCAUGCGAAUCCACCGAUUCAUUAACCUCCGCAAAUAUACCUAUACUUCGUGAUUUAGCAAAACUUAAAUUUAGAUGCAAGCAUGAUUUUAGUUUAGAAUACUUAACAAAUUUGAUUGAUAAAUCUGUUGGAAAAUUACGAAAAAUUACAAUCGAAGGUUCUCGAAUCAAAGAUACAAGAAGAUGUGAUUUAUUAAUAUGUACAAUCGCCAAUAAAUGUCCAAAUCUGAAAUCCUGUUCGAUACCAAUUUCACGUUCGGAUCCUCAAAUUGAUCGUUUACUGGAAUCUUGUGAACAAUUAAAGGAUUUAAAACUUUACGCCGCUCCCGAUACCUUGAAUGAUGAUAAUAAUAAUGAUAUUAUAUUAUAUCAAUUACUUAAUUAUACACCUACUAGACUACGUAGAUUAGAUUUUGUUGAUUGGAAAUUUUCAAUAUCAGCAUGGGAAUUAUUUCUAAAAACACAAUCAAAAACUUUACUACAACGUAUAUGCUAUUAUUGGAAUGAAAAUUCUAAGAUCGCAAAUCCAUCUGAAGAAUUUCUUAAGGCCUGUCAACAAAAUAAGAGGGACGGAAUAUUAGCGACGUACAAGGGCAUUGAUUCGUAUUGGAAAUGCAUAUGGCCAAAAUUAUUUGUGAUGAAUUGA
This is a messenger RNA of Dentiscutata erythropus, 1641 nucleotides long. The record is from the annotation of a GenBank genome assembly. NCBI's taxonomy places the organism in Eukaryota, Fungi, Glomeromycota, Glomeromycetes, Diversisporales, Gigasporaceae.